Molecule: messenger RNA, 315 nt
Organism: Malassezia vespertilionis
Lineage: Eukaryota; Fungi; Basidiomycota; Malasseziomycetes; Malasseziales; Malasseziaceae
Exons: 2
Coding region: 1-315 (104 amino acids)
Source: RefSeq, a predicted model, not a curated record
AUGGCCGAACGUGUCGCUGCAAUGCAGGCGCGGCACACAGCUUACCUGCAAGCACGCCAGGAUCAACGCGAAGAGGAUGAGCGUGAUUAUAUACAGCGUGUGGCGCCAGGCCGGGGAAAGGGGCAGCCGGAAUUGCAGCCUACCCUGUCAGGGCCCGUGCCGAGCGAAGCGGCGCAUGCUGCAGAGGCACUACCCACAGCAGAUGUCACUAUCGGGCACAAACCUUCAGAGACACACCGUCAAGAUACACGCGACAUGGAGGAACUGCAACGCCUCGCUGCUGAAUUACGUACAGGGGAAGAAGAAAAGCUAUGA